Messenger RNA from Xenopus laevis (African clawed frog), 1801 nucleotides. RefSeq names its product prostate transmembrane protein, androgen induced 1 L homeolog (gene pmepa1.L). The transcript has 4 exons. The record is from RefSeq and is a predicted model, not a curated record. Gene Ontology annotation, biological process: negative regulation of transforming growth factor beta receptor signaling pathway. Bases 732 to 1586 code for a protein of 284 amino acids. Gene Ontology annotation, cellular component: early endosome membrane; Golgi membrane. NCBI's taxonomy places the organism in Eukaryota, Metazoa, Chordata, Amphibia, Anura, Pipidae. Gene Ontology annotation, molecular function: R-SMAD binding.
GUCUGGCGCUGACGUCACGACCCGUCUGGCUGCCUGGGGUUGGGGAGAGGGAGAGAGAGUGAGCGCAGCUCCUUGGAAGGAAGCGAGGCAGUGAGACAAAGUGAUCGCUCCUGUCCUGCCCGGGACUCAUCCACUCCUUGCCUGGCACUGAUCGUCUCCUGAUCCUGCCUGGCACUCACAAACUACUCUACUGCUGCCCCAGCCUGGCACUUAGAGACUGCUCUGCUCCUGGCACUUAGAGACUGCACUUUUACUGCAGCAGCCUGACACUCAGAGACUGCUCCAAACUGCCACUGACUGGCUCCUGUGCUGCCCAAGCCUGACACUCACUUCCUAGUGCCCCUGCCUGGCACUGACUCCUCCUCUCCUGCCUCAGCCUGGCACACAGAGACUGCUCUUCUACUGCCCCUGCCUGCUAUUAAGUGACUGCAUCUCUUCUGCUCCAGGUCCAGUUAAAGAGACUUCUCUCCUACCCCAGCUCUCAGCACAGUUUGUAACAAAGUGACUGCUCUGUUGCCCCCAGACUGCGCCAAACUCACUUUAACUCCAGUGUUCCUGCUCUUCUCCUGCUCCAGCCUUGGCCAAAAGCAACUGCUCUCCCAGCCGAGCAAGAAAGAAGAUCCCCCCUCUGCACUCCCCCUGCCAUGUCUGUGCCCCCUCCCCAUGUAGUAACAGACAGAGCCAGAGUGACAGUGUGAGGCACUUUCUGGAAGAGACUUGCCAGUACUUCAAUGCAUAACUUGAUGGGUCUGAACAGCACCAGCGAAUCCAUCCAUUCCAAUGUGUCCUGCACAUGUAACUGCAAGAGGUCUCUGUUCCAGACUAUGGAGAUCUCGGAGCUGGAGUUCGUCCAGAUAAUCAUUAUCGUGGUGGUGAUGAUGGUGAUGGUUGUGGUUAUCACUUGUCUCCUAAACCACUACAAGCUCUCGGCUCGAUCCUUCAUCAACCGGCACAGCCAGGGGAGACGGCGAGAGGAGAACCUUUCCUCGGAAGGAAAUCUUUGGCCGUCAGAAAGCACAGUGUCAGGAAAUGGAAUCAUAGAGCACAUUUACACCCCUCGGCCAUCGGACAGGCUCAGUGUUCCAUCUUUCCUGCAGAGAGAUCGUUUCAAUCGAUUCCAGCCUACGUACCCCUACAUUCAGAAUGAGAUAGACCUUCCACCCACUAUCUCCUUAUCAGAUGGCGAGGAGCCACCACCUUACCAAGGACCUUGUACCCUGCAACUCCGGGACCCUGAACAACAGAUGGAACUUAACCGAGAAUCUGUUCGGGCCCCGCCAAACAGAACCAUUUUUGAUAGUGACUUAAUAGACAGCUCUGUGUACGGGGGUCCCUGCCCUCCAAGCAGCAACUCUGGUGUCAGUGCCACCUCCUACAGCAGCAACGGGAGAAUGGAAGGACCCCCUCCAACCUAUAACGAAGUCAUAGGUCACUAUCCCAGAUCUUCAUUUUACCAUUGCCAGCAGCCGAACCUCGCCACGCCAUCCAUAUUGGAAAGCAACAGACUUCAACCGGGGAAUCAUGGCCUUGACAGCACAAUUACAAGGAGCAAAGAUAAAGACAGGCAAAAAGGGCAACCGUUUUAGAGUUUAAAAAAAAAAGGAGCGAACAAAAAGAAAUUUCAAAAAGACAAUUAACACUCUGCACUUCUAACUGGUCCGUCCGGUUGUCGGAGAAUCCUGCAACGUCAAUGAAGUUGAUCGCCUUUCUCAGCGACGGACGGGACCAUGAAAUCUAGAAGAGGAAAAUCUUAAAGGGAGGAGUUUAAUUUUAAAAAAUUAAAAAAAAAAAAAAAAAAAAA